Megalopta genalis is the source of this 8507-nucleotide messenger RNA. RefSeq names its product constitutive coactivator of PPAR-gamma-like protein 1 homolog. NCBI's taxonomy places the organism in Eukaryota, Metazoa, Arthropoda, Insecta, Hymenoptera, Halictidae. The record is from RefSeq and is a predicted model, not a curated record. Gene Ontology annotation, cellular component: nucleus.
CGCGGCCGAGCGCUCAUUUCCGUUUUCGAAUCCGACGUCACCUAACUCUGAAAGCCCGUGUGUUUUGUGUUUCUUUGGGGCCACGAUGAUUAUCGCUAAUUUAACGUUGAAAUUAUUGAAAUUGAAAUUAGAUUUCUUCAAGUUGUAAAAGUAUCCGAAGCAAAAUAUUAAACACUCUCAGCUAUAGUUAAUAAAUAAGCAAAAAGAAGUUGUAACACUGUACGAAAGACUUAAACAUUUAAGUAGUAACUUUAUAUUACAAAUUGAAUCGUGAUCAAAAUGGGCAUCCAAGAUCUGCAAGUCUUUUUGGAUAGCAACUAUAUACAAGGGGGAUCUGUACCAGUUGAUCUAUUAAAAAUUGCGCGUGCCAUUGUACGAAGGCAGCACAAUCGUAUUGGUAGAGAGCAACGAUUAUAUACCGAGAAGUUGAGGUUAGUUCUUGAUGGGGAAUGCUGUUUGGAUAGAUUAUACGGCGGCUAUUUCUCAGAUUGGACUUGCGGAGGACAAUGGAAUCGAAUGCUACAGUUUCUAGCAGUCCUCAUAGAGGCAACAGAAAUAUCAAGCUUGGAAUUAGCUGUAUUCUUCAACGGAUGUUUUGAAUCUCCUCGACGUGCAGACUGGAUACAGAAUCAAUUACAAGUUAGGAUAAAAGUGAACAAUGUAUUGAAACACAUUUCAACAAAGGGUACUCCACCGCCAAAAAUAUGGUGGACUCCGCCAGUUUGUUUACGAACCAGUCUACGAAUGGCUCUGAGACAUUUAAAUGUUACAGUUUUAUGCAGUAUGGAUGACCACCAUCAAGAAGUAAUUGCUUAUUGUCGAGAAAAUAAUUUCAACGGUUUAAUUGCUGACGACGCAGAGUACGCAGCGUUUGAUCCUCCACGAUAUUUUUCGUCCGAACAGCUGAAACUUACGUACAAGGGUUCCCUCGAUACAAAGGAAUACGUACUUCCUGAACUUCUGAAAGCACUGAAUAUACCAUCCGAUAGAUUGUGCUUGUUAGCUGCUCUACUCGGGAAUUAUAUCUUGACUGAGCAAGAUUUGGCUGAUUUUUAUAAGAAACUCAAUCUCAACACUAAUUUAAACAAAGUAAAUGCGGAUAAAAACGAACUUACGAUAAAAGCAAUCGCCAGUUUCGUUAAAGACCUUCCAUCCGUUGAACUGGAUGUGGUGGCGCAAAAAGUGUUUGGAACUUUGUUGGAUUCAAGGUGUUCGAAAUUGCGACAGUCCGUUCAGUACUACAUAAAUGGAACCAAAGAUGGGUUUUUGCAUUACAAACUGGAGAAACUAAACAAACUGCUUAAAUUGGACUCGAAACAGAACACGAUACAGACGCCAACGUCAAAUUCAAUUGAAACGCCUGUAACUUCGGAUGCCGAUACCAAUUUGGAGACGUCGAAGUUCGCGUCCGAAACUGUGGAGAGCGAACGUGAGAGUCUAAAUGCGUACAAACAAGCGACAGCUAACGCAAAGUCUGCUCCACAAAUUGUAAUAGACCCGCCCGGUAUUCAGGGUCAUGGAGAUGCCGAUAAUAUUAGAGUGGAUGAAGUGGAACAAAGUAAUGGACAUGCCGUAAACGGUACCCAUAACCUUCUAAUUAGUUCGUCGAGUUCGAGUAGCAGUUCUUCCGCCACUUCUCCAUCUCACGCAACGGCUGAUUCUGCUAGGCAAGCAGAGAAGACAACUAGUAUUCCGACCACGGUGCCGGAAGUGAUGCGCACCGUAUCCGAGAGACACCAGAACGGAUUAAUGUCCCCUCAUAUCUAUCAGAUUCUUAUCGCCGGCGAGAUCAAGUUACCGGUUCUUCUGGAGGACGAAAAUCACCGUGAAUUUCCAUCUAUUCAUCUCAUUUACAGACCCGUUCGGCAGAUGGUGUACGCUAUAUUGUUUAAUCUUCAUCACCGAAUGUACUUGGCUGCUAAAAGUAAAGAGAAAGGUGAUAGCGAAAAGAUCGAAGUCCCAGAUGUUAUUAUAAAAGAAUGGGUAUGGUCCAAGUCGAAUCCGUACCAAGUCCCAGAAUUGGUGAAGGCAGAACAAAUAGGUUGGGGCGUCCCUACGAUUCAACGUUUGUGGUUUGGCACAGGUAUAGAUGAUAAACGCCGUCGUCUGCGAGGAUUCUUGACCUGUAUGAGGUCUGACACACCUCUCAUGUUAAAUACCACCUAUGUACCUCAACACUUGUUAGUGAUGGCUUGUGUAUUGAGAUACAUCAUGUCAUUCUCGGAUAUAAUCAAGAUCCUACGUCGUCAGGAACUAGACGCUUUCAUUGCGCAAGCAUUUUCGCCCGAACUCAUGAACGCUCAGUAUUUGCAAGAUCUUCAGCUUCCUUUAGUGACAUCUCGCGGGGUACAGUUAGCUACAUUAUUUAUGGCUGGCGUUGAGACCGCUCUCUUGGCUAACGAUGCUUGUGGCGCGCCAAUUCCAUGGUUAAUGUGUUGCCCAUGGUUAUAUUUCGACGGUAAAUUAUUUCACCACACAUUAGCCCGUGCUACGAUAGCGAAAAACUUACUGGAACUCUGCAGUGGUCACGUAGAACGUGUUGUGAAAGUUGAUCGAAUGAGGAAAGCUGUACUGGAGGGUAUCAAUGUUGUUUUUGCAAGGCCACCCAUCCCCGUUGCCCCAGGUAUUCGCGGGUCGGUGCCCCAGAAUAUUUUAGGCGCCAAUUGUACAAUUAACGACAGUUUGAUGCGUGGCCGUGGAAGCGCGACGAUGCCUCAACGCGGAUUGAUGCGUCGUCCUAUACCGUCGCGCGGCGGUCAAUUAGAAAUUGCUGGAGUUGUCGUCGGUCAAUGGGGCCCCAACUAUGGACAACCCGGACGUUUGCCUCAACCGUUGCAAGGUCAUCCUCGUGGACGACUUCCACCGCAGAUAACAUCGAUUGGCGGGCUGAAAUACGGUCUUCCACGUGGGUUCACUCCCAUGGCUCGAGCAACGUUUCCAACGCGUGGAAACAAUCGCACGCAAAUAGCGGGACGUGGGAAAAAGACCCAAAUGAAGGCAACUGGAAAGAAGAAGACCACCGUGAAGAAGAGCAAGGAGUGCGAGAAAAAAGACAGCAAGGGACGAGGUAACGGUGUCGAUGGAAUAACCGAUUACAAUGACACGAUUCCGAGCACGAAUGCAACAAAGGAGACACUGCCGGUGCCAGGCCAAUUCGAAGAUGCCGUCGAGAAUGGCAAAGGGAUAGAGAAAGGCCAAGGAGACGCUUCUCUCGUUGGUUCGGUCGCUGCUCCAGUUGCUGCUGAGAAUUAGGUAUUUAUAUAUACAUGACUUUUUAUCGACUUUUAGACACUCCCGGAUAUGACUUAAGACUGCAAUCAAAAAUCUUAUAAUAUGUGUAACGAGGUGAUUGUGCGGCAUACGACAUUUGAACGCUACAAUUUUAACCGGCAGAAGAGUCAAGCCCGAUGUACAUUUUUCAUCCUCCUUUCGUGCGAAAAGGUGAGAUGAACUGUUAUUGUUGUGGGUGCGUACGUCUAGUUCGGAGACGGAGAGAUAAUAGUAGAUUGCUAUAAUGCACAACGGUGCCCAGAGAGACCUUUCAAAUGUCCGCGCGCAGAAUCACUCGAUAAUGUCUAAAGCUCUGAUGGGGCCAAAACUAAUUAAACUAAUAUAGGAGACAAGUCAUCGGUUAACGUUAACGAUGUCAAGAGACUAUGUAACACACACAUACACAGGAUAGAGACCCGUUUCCGACGUACACAAUACGAUGUCCUCACUGCCAAAACGUACCAUUCAAUGCGUAAGAUACAAAAAUGCGAAACAAAGAAACAACAACAAGAUAAAAGAAAACACGAUUAAAAAAAAACAGUAAAAAGGUUGAGAGAAAACGGUUAAUAAUAUAACGAAAAAAAGAUUUAGAAAAGAGAAACGAUAAAAUCGUGCUUGUGCUAGAUGAGCGUUGUUUCAACGUACACUGCGCGCUCGGAAAUCACCAAUGGAAUGAGAACUCGACUGAUUAGUGUACGCGUGCGCUAAUUUUACUACACGAGAACAAGUCGUCGUCAGCUGCUAAUAAGUAUUUAAUUCUUAAGAAGUGUGAUUAUUUUUUUUACAAUGAAAAUAUAUAUUUUCCGGUAUUAUAUGAAAUGCUCGCAUUGACGGUCUCAGUACUUCGAUCCAAUGCAAAACCGGACGGAGACAUCGUUGUUUUACAAUGGGGAUAGGAUCGAGUGAUGGUUUUCUUGUUGUUCCUGGACGACGGAAAACACGCGGGAUAGAAUACUGAGACGUUCAUUAGCAAAUGGAGACUGACGCUUUUCAUAUAGGUAAAAUAUAUAUUUAUAUAUGAUUUAGAUUAGAGGUUUCCAAUAUAUAGCAUAAUAUAUCUGUAUAAGCUGUGAAUGCUCGAUGAGCGGAAGUAUGCGCAUGACUUGUGUAUAGAAAAUACGAGCGAGACUAAUAUUCUGCGAGAGAGUGAGUGUGUGAGUGAGUGUGUGAGAGAGAGAGAGAGAGAGAGAGAGAGAGAGAAAAGCUGUUGAAUGUAGAGUGAGUGUUCAUUUGCGAAUCGCUGUGCGGUUAGUGAGAAUGAUAUAAUUGCGUGCAAGGAGAGAUUAUGAGUAAAAUUAUUUAGAGAAAAUCCACAAAAAUGUAUAUAGAAGAUCGUGGGCAUGUUGAAGAAUGUUGGUACUGUGUGGACGCGCGCAUCGGUGCGAUCGCAAAUGGGAAGUUUGUGCGAGCGCGCGCGUGCACACAGCACCUUAGAAAUAUAUAUUUAUUUGCUGUUGCAUCAAAGGAAAGAAGAAUGCGUUGUGUGUAUGCGACAUCGGAUUGAAAUACCAAUUUUUGCACGAUACUUGUAAUCGUGAUCUCUCGGGGUUUACCGCGAAAACGUAGAUAAAAGAAAGAGAAAAAAAUGAAAAGAAGCAGAGGAGAAUCUAUGCUCACGGUAUGCCCUGGUUUCGCUUCGAAAAUAUGCUACAAUGCCGUCGCAAAUUUGAAAUUCUAUCAUUUGAGGCGUGGUUUUGUGAUUUGAAAUUUUGUUAACUCUGAGAAUGCUGGAAAAGAGAGAACGGAAAGUUGGGAUUUCUUUGUAAACAUAUUUAUAGAACGACCGACGUUUCUUUUUCUUUUUGGCUUUUGCUCGUUGGUGUUCGAAAGAAGUCAGACUUUUAAAGAUGUUUGCGUCCUCGUGUAGCAUAUUUUAAGAGAUGUAUAUCCACUGUUUAAUUGUACAUACGAAUAGUUACUUUAGAAGUGAUACACAGUGUGAUUGGUGUACAUAAAAGCGCAUUCGUGUUGCGCGCUUGCCGCGAUAACAGGGAUAGGGAAUGAUUAUGUUAAAACGAGAAACAAACAAGAAAUGCUAUUUAUAGCGUAGAAUAGUCGGAAAGACUUUCUACCAAAGAUCAUUGGUGAAUGGAUUAUAUCUGUCAAGUAUGAUAUGCCGAAGAACGUGUAAAAAACGGAGAAACAAGACAGCACGACAGAACACGAUUAUUAAAGGGAGAGAGAGAGAGAGAGAGAGAGAGAGAGAGAGAGAGAGAGAGAGAGAGAGAGAGAGGAAGUCUCGAGGCAAAUAGAAUGGGUCUUGAGCGUGCAGAGAUAAUUGAAAGGCGAGUAAGAGAGACGAGCGAACGAAAGAAAGAGAGAGAAACCCAUUUAUUGAGAUAAUAUAACGAGAGAUAAGAAUAAAAAAUGUUAUAUUUUUGUAGAUUUGUUAUUGCGUAAAAUGCAUUAAGACAAUGAGAAACUUUAUAUAAUUUGAGUGAUGGUUAAACGAGCCUCUCUGAGAGUGAAAGGACAUUAAACAAGUAAGAUCACAGAGAGAAAGAGAGAGAGAGAGAGAGAAAGAAAGAAAGAGGGAGAGAAGGUAGAAGAAUGAAAGUGCUUUAGACGAUGAUGGUAUGUUGAAGCUAAUAGGAAAACACAUGAAAAAUCUCAUUAAUUCAUCUGUGUCUCUGGAGUUCUCAGAGACAUUGAGUUGCUUGGCGAAUGAAAAAAUUUAGUCGAAACAAGAAACGAUUAACAAAUAUGAUUUGAAUGAUAGCAGAAAAAAUAAAGACGAAGAGGAAGAACACGUGGACAUUGUGUCAGGUUCGAUGCGAGAGCUUAAACGUAUAAUAAACAAUUUUCCCAGAUGUAAUUCGAAAAAGUCGAAGAUUGCUCCAAGUAGAAUUUUCGAAUUUAAAGGAUUCAAGGAAACGAGGUUCCGUGAACGGACGAACUGUUUGUUCACAGAUAAACGACUCGCCAUCGUUCCAAGAUUUUCAAUUGAAGAAAAAGAGAUAUAUACAUAUACAUAUAUAUACAUACAUAUAUAUGCAUACGUAAAUACAUACAUAUACAUGCUCAUGUACCCACACGUUGUUUUUUUUGCGUGUAUACGUGUGCAAGUAGAAAUAUUCGAGAUACAGACGUCGUCAUGUGCAUCUACUUUAAACGAUCGAUAAAGGAAACUAAAGGUCAGCUUAUUUACGAUGGCAUAUUGUAUAUCUAGAAAUCUAGAAACAUACAGUUUUUAGAUCCAACAGAACGGACGAACGAACGAAAAACAUAUUCGAAAGUAAAUGUAAAAACGCCCACUAUACACUUUCGUAUGAUGCUAAAAGAUUUUCUUUCUGAGGAACGACGAUCGGAUCGAACAUUGAACAAAACAAAAAUAUGUAUGCCAGAAGACGUGUACAUAAUAAAAAUCACGAUGAUGGAGGCGAAAGAUGCGAAAACUAAAAAGGUAUGACACAAACACGUGAGAAUGUACACAAGACGAUCAGUUGCCUCUGCACCGAUACGAGCAACGCGAUUAACGUAUGUGUAAACAAGGAAUAAUUUCAUAAUGAUAAUAAUAAUAAUAAUAAUAAUGAUGAUAAAUAGUAUUGAUAAUAAGUAAAUGAAGCGAACAAGCAAUACAUGGACAUAAUACAAAGCAAAACGGGAGAAAUGUGAACGAAUGAAAGCGAAAAAAUAAAGCUGCGUCUCAAGUAAUGAAAUCCGCAUUUAAUGGAACAACGGAGAAGUAUCGUAAACAGAGAAACAAGGCAAAUGGUAGUGUAUGGCGAAUAAAGAUGAGAAAUAAAAGUAUAUGAAAAGUUGUGUGUAAUACGAUCGACGAUAAAGAAAGAGCGCACGCACCAGACUCGUGCCUGCCUGCCUGCCUACCUACCUGCCUACUACCUACCUACCUACCUACCUACCUACCUACCUACCUACCUACCUACCUACCUACCUACCUACCUACCUACCUAUGCUUGUCUUGCCUGCCUUUUGUUGUAAUAAGUAGGGAACGAUGAAGAAAAACAGUAAAAUCGGAUAUAUGAACCGUAACGGAUAAAAGUAAACGAAUAAUGGAAAAGUAUAGGGGCCCACGAGGAUCAACUCAUCCGAGGAAUAAACUCUCUUGUGUACUUUUAGAAGAUAAACUCAUUUUAAUCCAAACGAUCUGUUCAUGCGAUUGCUGUGUCGUAAAAGAAACAAACAGAAAAGGCGAAUAUUAUUGUAUUUGAAAGUUCUGAUGUGCCGCUAAACUCCACGCACUCUGUAUACGUAAACGAUACUGAAAACUGGAACCGAGCUAUAGAUAAACGCUUGUUGUAUAAGCGAGAAAUAAGAGAGGCAAUACCGCAUACCGCCAAUCGGAGCGGUAUCGCUUUUCUUUCUGUUUUCUUCUUUUCGCAAAUCAGUUUCCAAACAACGAUGGACCGUUCUCUUUCGUUUCUGUUUCUUAUGUUAAUUUUGAUUUCUUCUCAAAGUUAUUCCAUCGCUGUUACUCUUUCAUUCGCAAAUCGAUACUGUCACAGCAUUGUUCAUGGAAACGCGAAUCGUUCCUCACCGGACGUACAAUUAAUUAGCAAUUAACAAAUGUAAAACUGCCUCGCUAUUUUGUCGUUCGAUUCCGCCUUGUUAUUCCACUUAUUAUUUAGCUAUUCGUUUCUUCCAUGUCUUACCAUUGUUGUUAUUCGACAUUUUGUUCACCGUUUGAUUUUGUAAUCGCAUUUGUGCUAAAAUUUUGAGUACUUUCGCGACGAAUCACACAAUGAUCAUAUGUAUAUACACAUAGAAGGAAUAUAUUUAUAAAAAGAUCUAUAGAAGAAAAUCGAGCGGAUCAUUUGAUUUCGAUGAUUUGUUUUGAAUGGUGUGGCUGCGUAGACCAUAAGCAUGAUAAGAUAGGGAGAAAGAGCGAAGAAAGCGAAUGAGAAGAAAAAGAAGAAGAGGCAGAGAGAAAGAAAGGAAUGUAAGGAGAUCAGGAUGACGGGUGCCAUUUGCGUAAACGCGUUCACAAUUAUUGUUUCGCCCGUAAUCCUCCACAGAAGCAAGCAACUAAUGGGCAUUAAAGAAAACGUUCGAUGCUUCUUCUGAUUUCUCUUCUGGAAAGCGACGAGAGGUGCAUAGAGAACGACAAAAGGGAUAACGAGUCGUUGCAUAAUGCUCGAAAAUGUAAAUUUUAAGUUUCUCAUUUACCAUAGUUUCUUCGCUUGCAUACCUAUAAACGAGAUACAUUAAAACUACGGUAGCAAAGACAGUAAAAUAAAUAACGAAUAAAUAAUGAAAUAAAAGAACAAAAAAACUAA